Parascedosporium putredinis is the source of this 810-nucleotide messenger RNA. Lineage: Eukaryota; Fungi; Ascomycota; Sordariomycetes; Microascales; Microascaceae. The record is from the annotation of a GenBank genome assembly.
AUGGCGCAAGUCUAUACCUCGGUGCCUCUCGACGAGGAACACCAAUCUAUCCUACCCUCCUCCGAGAAAUCCCACCUCUCGGGCCUGAGACUGCGCUAUAACACAGAAACCGCCAGACAAAAAGUCUCUCGCUUCAUCAAGCAAUGGGUUUGGGUUAUCCACGCGGCGUUGCUCGGAACUUCACUGCUCUUCUUCCUGCUCGCAUACUACGUUGCUCGCGCGCAGCUCAACGCCACGUCAUUCACGAGAGAAUUCUCAGCUUGGUCGCCUGCUCUUCAAGAGGUCGAGUAUGAAAGCAUCGACUUUGAUCUGCCACCCAUGAUGGACAAUCCCUCGAUUUAUGUCGGUAAGGGGCCCGAAGUUGACGCCGCCUGGGAAGCGGUCACUGGUGAUGUCGGUGAUUCCAUUAUCUCUCAAGAGGAUGGACUUCGGUUGGGCCUCGCUCCCGACUCGCUCGUCAUCGAGGACCCAGCCACGGGCGAGAGGGGCUUCCGCGUUGGCAUAGAAGUCUUUCACCAACUUCACUGCCUAAACUUGCUCCGUCAAGCCACCUUUAAGGAUCAUUACUCCCACACUGGCGGUGAUGUCGAUACUGAUGCCGAUGACCUCAGAGGCCAUGUUGAUCACUGCAUCGAGGCCCUUCGCAUGACGCUCAUGUGCCAGAGCGAUAUUGGCGUGUUCAGCUUCAGGCAUUUUGAGGGUGUGGAUGGCUACUGGCCCGACUACGCGACCACGCACACGUGCCGCAACUUUGAAAAGAUUAGGGGAUGGGCCAUGUCCAAAGCUGUGGUAUGGACCGACGAGAACUAG